This is a messenger RNA of Planococcus citri (citrus mealybug), 1221 nucleotides long. RefSeq names its product sugar transporter SWEET1-like. Bases 325 to 996 code for a protein of 223 amino acids. Gene Ontology annotation, molecular function: sugar transmembrane transporter activity. Gene Ontology annotation, cellular component: membrane. Gene Ontology annotation, biological process: carbohydrate transport. The record is from RefSeq and is a predicted model, not a curated record. NCBI's taxonomy places the organism in Eukaryota, Metazoa, Arthropoda, Insecta, Hemiptera, Pseudococcidae. The transcript is spliced from 7 exons.
UCAAAAUCUCAACCUGAAGACGUUUCCGCCAAAUACCCACAACCCUAGGCCUUCACCCUGGGUCGUUACAUUGCAUUUUUCCGGCGAUGAAUAUGUAAAGUACUCAACUUUACAUACCACGAUGAAUUUUUUAUUGGUACCAGCCACUGCUUGAAGUAUUCACGUGAAAUUCUCAUGUCUCUGCGGACGAUAGCAUUUCUUACAUCGUUUCCAACCCAAUUGUUCUCUUUCUGAUAUCAGUUCAUCAUUCCUAUAGACAUCAUUCCAAUUCAACGUAGAAAUUGAUUCACACUCUGCCUAAAUUCAUUUUCACAUUUCAUUACCAUGUCGUUACACGAAUAUAAAGAUUUUGUUGGUACUUUAGCGGGAAUAUGUACCAUUUUACAAUUUUUUUCUCCUGCUUUCAUGUGUUUGGAUUUCAUAAAGGCUGGAUCCACCGAGAAUGCUGAUGUGAUGCCAUUUAUUGGCGGUUUAGUUCUGUCGAUAUUAUUCGUUCAAAAUGCCAUACUUAUUAAAGACAAUAUUAUGCUAUAUGUGAAUGCGUUUGCUUUGGUACUAGGUGUCAUCUAUUUAGUUCUAUACUUUUUUUAUACUAAGAAUAAGGUCAAAUUCUAUCUAAAACUGAGCAAAGCUGCCAUAUUUAUUGCUGUCAUUAUUGGUUACGCCCAAAGAGAAAGUAAAGAUGUCGUGCAGUUUAGAUUCGGCCUGAUCGUCACAUUCAUUUUAUUGGCUCUUAUUGCAUCUCCACUUAUCUCGGUGAACGAAAUAAUCAAAACCAAAAACACAUCUGGUCUUCCUAUUCCAUUAAUUUUAUCGGGAACAGUUGUUUCUUUUCUGUGGUUUUUGUAUGGUGUUAUUAUUGGUGAUCUAUUUGUGCAGGUUCAAAACGUCACUGCUUUCUUUUUAAAUGCAUUCCAGUUGGGUUUACUCGGGUAUUGCAAAUUGAGUAAACCGGUUAAAAGUGCCUCUGUUAAGAAAUCUAAGAAAAGUGAUUAAUUUUUUUCAAACCAUGUGCCUAUAAAUAUCAAAUACUUAAUAAUAGUUGAAGUAGUAUUUUUAUAAAUUAGUUAUAGGAUUUUGUUUUGUUAUUGAAUGAUUGCUCAUUUUGAAUUGAAGUUUAAUCUUGAUGCUAUGGGUUGUAAUAGUUUUGACAAUAAUUUAAAUCAUGUUACCACGCUUUUUUUUUUGCGAAUCAUCAAUAAACCCGCAUCAAUUAUUGAA